CUUUUGGACAUAAAAUUCAAUUGGAUAUAUUGUGUUUUUGAAACAUGAGCAAAAGGCUUUUGGGCAUAUAAGACAUUCAGAACGGCAAUGAAAAGUUUCUAUGGUAUAAAACCGAUACUCUAAGACCAAAUUUUCUGCAAGAAGCGAAGCGAAGAGCUUUGAUCGUGUGUUUUUUUUAAUCGAUCCAGCGCAUCUGUUCAUGUGAAAUUCAGGUCACAGCAUCAAAUUAUAAAGAAGAAUAUGUGCAAUUGAAUUUUGCAUUUUAUAAGCUCAAUUUGAGGCAUUUUCGAUCUGGAGCUAAAACAUUGCACACAAAUAAAGUUGAAUUGAAGUGAAAUGAGGACGAAUAAGCGCUGCAUGGAGCAUUUGAAUUGUUAAUGAGAGUAAACAAAUUAUGAUCAAGUAAACAGUUAUCGUCGUUUUUUAUUCCACUGUAAUGUUUUGUUGAAGAGCUUUUAAAAAAGUUUGAAAAGUAAUAAAUUAAGUAUUCUAGAAACUUCAACAGAACCAUAAUCGUCAAACAAGCAGCUGAGAUCAAAAUUCUUCGUCAUAAAACCAGGUGUCUUCGAAAUGAGCUGUGCUGAUCUGCUUCGACCCAACAACCGAUCUUUUGAAUACGGAGCAUUUUCAUACGAAUCUUCAGCUGAUAAUGAACAUGGAGAAUUGAAAACAAUUAUUUUCACCGUUCUACUAGCAACAAUGAUGGUAUUUGGAACGUUAACAAAUUGCUUCGUUAUCUACGCACUUGGACGCAAAAAUAAAGCAAAGAAAUCAGAUGUCUUCAUCAUUGCUCUUGCACUAUCUGACGUCAUGACAUUCCUAACAGGACCUAUUGAAAACUUCAAAGAUUUUUACCAGUUAUCAAUGCCUUCCUACGUGAGUCAGAUUAUAAAUAUAAUUUUCGUUGCUGCAACUCAAGAGGCUGGCUGGAUAUUACUUUUCAUCACAGUCGAGCGAUAUUGGGCAAUAAAAAAGCCAUUGGAGUUUAGACGAAUCACGUUCAAAACAAGGGUCUUCGCCGUCCUAGCUUCAUUCCUGUUUACGAUGACUUUCACAGUAACGCGAGCAAUCUUCACAAAAGAUAACAUUUUGCUGUAUUUGUACACGACAAACAUUCUACAAUUCCUAUCAUUUGUUUUACCACUUGUUGGCAUCAUUUGCCUCUAUACAAUUUGCGUAAAGCAUUUGAAACAAAACAAUGUUGAAAUCAGGAACAACAUUGCACAAGAAAGAAGACUGGCCUCGCACAAACGUAUCUGUAAACAAUUUCUUAUUGUCAUCAGCCUCUAUUUCAUAUGCAUUGCACCAGUAACAAUCUUUACUACCAUCUUAGCCAUCCGAGUUUCAAAAGACCCAAAAAUGAUUUGCAGCUUUAUCACCAGCGCGAAAAAUCCCUACCAUUUUUUGAUCAUUCUCUUUUGCAUUAAUGGGUGUAUCAACCCGUUUCUUUAUGCUAAAAUACAUCCACAAAUAAAGCACUCUGUAGAAGUGCUCAAGUGCUGGCAGGGCACGAAUGCUGGAGGUACGAAUGCAGGAGGAACAGCAGUCGAACUGGAAACAAGACAAAUUUAACUGAAACAAAGGGAAGAAGCUCAAAGGGAGUUUUUGAGACAGAGAGUGUAAUGCUUCAAGAAAGACUCUGUCAUAAGUAAACAGUUAAAACUUUUGCAAAGAUGCACACAUAGAGACUGGCCAUAAAGUAACUGCUAUAUGAGGGUGGGUAAUAUUUGGAUAGGCCACGAACAAUUGUAAAAUAUCUUUUUGGGCUAUGAAAAAGAUUAGGGCCAUUUUUAAUUCCAUUGAAAAUUUUACCAUAAAAAAAUUAUUUUUUGACUUCGCAACAUUCCCAGAUAGCUUGUAACUGGUGCUAGCAUUGGUUUGCAGAUGUGACGCGAGAUACCGCAAUAAAGAUUUUCUGCAACUUUUUUCAUUUACUACUUCCUUUCUGCUUAUCUCUUGUUUUCUCUUGAUAUUUUUCUUUCUGUCCCUUCUUUUCUCUUCUUUCUCGAAGUCCGGGACAGUCAAAAAAGCCUUGAUAUUGGCAGAAAGAGGUGUAGAAAUGCAACAUGUGUUUGUACCUUAUCGUCUAUGCCAACAUGUGCCUUAUCGUCUAUGCCAAACCUUUGAACAAGUGAGAAAUGAAUAUCUUUUCAAUAUGUUUGAAGAAUUGGACCUAAAUGGGAAAGAUAUUCGGUUGCUAAGGAAUCUGUAAAAAAAGCAAACAUUUCAUAACAUAUUAGAAUCUGACACUCCUAAGAGCAUAAACAUCAGAAUAAGAGUCCGAAAGAACACGAUGAAAAAUAUAUACCCAGUUGUGGAUCAAAAUAGGCCAAUCAGAAAAUCACAAGCACAAGAAAAAUGCAACCGGUAUAGUUGUCCAAUCAGUGUCGCGUGCCUAAAGAGAAAGUACCACUGGAGUCCAAGAGAGAAAACGAACUCCUUUUGUCUAUACAAUGGCGGCUUUUCGUUUGUAUGUAGAUCGAUCCCAAAACUACUAGAUGGAGAGACGACCGGGCUCUGCCAAUUAUCCGAAACAUAUCUUCAUUAUAGACUCUGGCAUAAUCUGGGUUGUCUAUAAGAUGUUGACCGAUGACAGAAUCACUUGUUUUAACAGUGUUUCUAGACCUACAAGAUCGAGGAGCAGUUUUGUUUCUCAUGUUGGAAGGAACAUGCUGUUAAAUCCUAUCCCCCAAUCUUUGGGUUGUGCGUCCUACGUAGCCAGAAUCACACUGGCACGUAAACUCAUAAACAACGGAACUUUCUUGGUUGGUAGGAUGGCAAUCCUUUUGAAUGGAUGGAAGGCGAAGGGCUCUCCUAGUGCUGUAAACAAUACCGGAAUUGACAGCAAAAAUACGUAUUGGGAAAAAUGUAUAAGAAUUGGAAAUGAAGACUGUAAGUAUACAGAAAUAAGAAGGGGUGUUAGACAAGGAUGUAGGUUGAGUCCUGACUUGUUUACUUUUCAGAGAUUUAGAAAAAUCAAAGGAUCAAUCAUUGGAGUUAAUAACAUCAGUAAUGUGCGCUUUGCUGAUGAUACUGCUUUAAUUUCUACAUUGGAAGAAAGACUUACUUGGUAAGCAGCAGAAAGCAGAAAGCAGAAAGGAAAAUGAGAUUUAACCAACUUAUUGCAAAAGAACAGAAUGUAUGGUUAUUAGCAGAAAGAAAAUAACACCAACAUGGUCAGUCAAUAGUACCCACCCCCACCCCCCUCCACCUGGGAUAGGUCGCUUUCUAUUCUCCGCCAUCGGCAUUCUCUAUUAGCAAUUGCCAUUAACUUUUGAGCUCCCCCGGAAAAAAUAUAAGUCUGUGCCUAUGAUAUCUUUAAUAGUUUCGUUCAUAAAAUUAUUAUUUUGUGAAUAUGUACCACAAUAUUUAAAUAAGAAGUUUUAUGUGAUUGAUUGAGAUUAACAAUUUCUUAAAGUUAAAGAAAAUUUUAUCGCAUUUAAACACUUAUCUUAUGUUUAAACUCUGCAAUCUAGUUUUAGAUGAUUAAAGUCCUUAUUUCAUAAUAAGCUAAUUACUCAUGUUGAUUGUUGAUUAUCAUAAUUUCAAACGUAUUUUCACAACAGUGUUUUCAAAAUCUAACUACCGAUGUGUAAAUGAUUGAUUAGAAAAGAACAUUUAAAUUAGCAACGGGAAAGUUGUCUUAUUAGUUUUUGUGUUUGACUAUGAUCAAAGAAAGAAGUUUUUUAGAAUUGGCAGAUUUGAGCUAUGCAAUCGAUUUAGUUAUGGCAGUAAGACAACGCUUUUUUACUUAAAACAACAUUUGAAAGCUAAAAUUGUGCAACAUUUUUUGAAUGGGAUUUUACCCUGAGAUUGGGCUAAUGACAGAUCCAUAAAAUAUAUUGAUGUAAAAAUCACAAAGUUAAUAAAGAACAAAUCGAGAAUUCUCGACAAUCAUUUUAUUUCACUGUUUCCUUUGUUUUUGUUGAGAUUUACCAUCGAAUUGUGUUGCUCAAAAGAUUGGUCUAAACGUGACUACUGACCUAAAGGUCCCGAAUAUUUGACAUUAAAAUUUUCUAUGCACGACCCAGCUAAACAUUCCAGACUUAUAUUGCACGUUGCAACAUUUUUGCUUGCAUGGAACAUGAUGCAGGAGUUCAUGUUAACAUUUUUUGCUAAAGCACUGGCGAGAAAAAUACCCAAGUUGCCCUGGAUUUUGACUAAACUAAACAUAUUUUUAAACUGAUACCAAAUGUUGAAGAGUUGCAAUGAUUCGUAUAUGCUAACCAGUUAAUGAAGUUUUCAAGAGUAAAAUCCAUAAUAAAUAUUUCUUUUUUUUUACUUCAAAAAUCAACAGAUGUCAUCUCGGUUGAAGGCUAGCAAUUCUUAAUUGAGUUGUGUUCAGCGUGUGCUUUUUAAGGGACAAAAUCUGAAUAUUUGUCCAGAACUAGCCACAGUCAUAUCUUACAAUCUCUCUACAUUAUACAUUUGACAGCAUAGCGGUCAAACCUUUGAUUGGCUGAGAGCUCUGUUCGCUACCAUGUUCUAAGCCAAUCAGAAAACAGGAUUCUCACAACAAAAUCGCUUUGCAGCUAGAAUUAGGCUCAUUUUCGACAUUUAUGCGUGUUUUUACCACAUUGUCUACAGAAAACAUUGCACGCCUCUACAAAGCGAAUUUUCACUUUAUUUUUUGUCCAGUUCAUCAUCAUGCGUUGCUAUUUAACCUAUAUUGGCGUCACUGUUUGAUCGCGGGAAAAUUUCGAGGGUGCGUUUUCGUCAAUUUUUCCCGCCGUUUUCAAAUUUUAUUAGAUCCCAGUCUUACCGCGUGAGUGUAUUCGCCAUUUUUAUCACAUAAAAUUAGUAAUAAUGGACAAUUGUCUUUGGACAAUCAUGAUUGAAAUUACUUUGGGCUAUUGCUGAAAAUUUUUCACUUUUAUGAAAUCAAUUUUGAUUCCAGAGGACAAAGAUACAUUUAUUGAGUUCGAGGGUGAAUAUGAAAGCCUUCGUGCCGUUGUAAUAAUUACAUCUAAGGCUGAACAGUGAGUGCAUCUUUGACGGGAUUAUGAACCAUUCCUAGAUUUAAGGCAAGUAUAUAUGAUUGAUUUUGUCUAAAUGUAAAAUUUCUAAAGCGCUUUGGGUGGGGAGAGGUAAAAACGUAAUUUACCUGAAUUUGACACGAAAUUUAGCGAUCAUUUGUGAGGUGUUUUUUUAUAUUAUUCUUUGCGAUCGAGCAGUGGCGCCAAUAUAGGUUAAAUAGCAACGCAUGAUGAUGAACUGGACAAAAAAUUAAGUGAAAAUUGGCUUUGUAGAGGCGUGCAAUGUUUUUGUAGACAAUGUGGUAAAAACACGCUGAAAUCGCGAAUAUGGGCCUAAUUCUAGCUGCGAAGCGAUUUUGUUGUGAGAAUCCUGUGUGCUGAUUGGCUUAGAACAUGGUAGCGAACAGAGCUCUCAGCCAAUCAAGAUUUGACCGCUAUGCUACAUUUGACUUUCUGUGUCACAAUAAACUAUAAGCUUAAAAAAGAAUCACGAAAAAAAAAUCAGGGCCUCUGCAAUUGUUCUUGCCAUUUAUGAACAUUAUUUAAACUAUGGUUGGUAUCUCACAAGCAAUGUGGUGCAAUCAUUUGCACAUCUCGUACUGUUCCUUAAGAUAAAUAUCAGCCAUAUGACUUUUUAAGCAAGAAGCAUCCACGCAGAGGGUGGGGACUGAUUUCCAAGUAAGGCCGCGUAUACAGGAUGCCGGAUUCAUUUUAUAUCGGAUUUGCAGCACCGUAUUAGGUUGGUUUCAUACCAGAUAGGGCUCCUGUUUACACGACAGUAGUCAUUCCGCACUGCGAGGUGCAGCUUUUUGUUUCGGAGCCUCUGCGUUGGUAUUUGAGUCGCGCCAAAAAAUUACCUACCACGUGAGCACUGAUGUGAGUCACUUGAAGCAGUAAAAUGGCGGGAGUAGGGAAAAAAAAUUAAGGAAGAAAUUUUUUCUGGACUGAGCAAGUAAUUGAGCUGUUGCUAGAGACCGUGAGACCGCAUGCAGCGAGUUCUCAAUUCGAGGGGAAAAAAAGGAAGAGUUUGAAGUCUUCUUAAAUAUAAGGAACAUUUCGCAAAAAGAUCCAUUAGGCGGCUACUUACCUGAAAAAUUUGCGCAAGACCAAUCACUGUGGUAAAGAAAAAUUUCUCUUUAUCAGCAUCCAUCUCGUUUUCUUGAUAAUGAAACCACAAUUUGUUGAAAAACGCGCCAAACGUGGGGUUGAGGCCACAGGGAUUGUGACUGAGGUUGAGGAGCAAGUUGAUACCGGAUUCUAGCGUUACACGAGCACUUUACCCAAUCCGAUACAUAUCGGAUUGGUUUCAUACCACUUUCGUAGCGAAGUGAUUUCACUCCGCAAAAGCGGAUACAUACCGGAUUGGGUCCUCAUUGUGUGAACAGAAGGCCUAUCUUGCAUGAAAGGAAUCCGAUAUGAAAUGAAUCCGGUAUCGUGUAAAGUCAAGUCUUAGUUUAAGGAAAAAUUUUAUCCUUAACUUUCGUCCCUGCUCCCGCCAGUUUUCUGUUUUAGUGACUCACAUCAGUGCUCACGUGGCAGGUAAAGGGGAAACAGGAGCCCUAUCUGGUAUGAAACCCAUCCGAUACGGUGCAGCAAGUCCGAUAUGAAAUGAAUCCGAUAAAC
Rhopilema esculentum is the source of this 6599-nucleotide messenger RNA. Its product is annotated as kappa-type opioid receptor. Gene Ontology annotation, cellular component: plasma membrane. Gene Ontology annotation, molecular function: G protein-coupled receptor activity. The record is from RefSeq and is a predicted model, not a curated record. Gene Ontology annotation, biological process: G protein-coupled receptor signaling pathway. Lineage: Eukaryota; Metazoa; Cnidaria; Scyphozoa; Rhizostomeae; Rhizostomatidae.